Messenger RNA from Physella acuta, 2065 nucleotides. RefSeq names its product elongation factor Tu, mitochondrial. Gene Ontology annotation, molecular function: GTP binding; translation elongation factor activity; GTPase activity. Gene Ontology annotation, cellular component: mitochondrion. The record is from RefSeq and is a predicted model, not a curated record. Gene Ontology annotation, biological process: mitochondrial translational elongation. Lineage: Eukaryota; Metazoa; Mollusca; Gastropoda; Physidae.
AAUACACAUGUUAUUGAAACAUGGCUGCUUUCCUCAUUCGACCUUUCGUUGAUGCAGGUUCUAUUAAAAUGUCAUCUAAAUCUACGCUAUUUUACAAAUAUGCCAAGCAGUUGGUCGGAACCCAAAAACAUUGCUUUUCUAUUUACGCUAGGCUUCUGGCAGCACCGCCUGCAGCAGCGGGUAAGAAAGUUUUCGUACGAGAUAAACCACACAUGAACAUUGGGACGAUAGGUCACGUCGAUCAUGGAAAAACAACUCUGACGGCGGCGAUUACGAAAGUUCUUGCUGAUGAAAAUAAGGCCGAUUUUAAAGCGUAUGCCGACAUCGACAAUGCACCUGAAGAAAGGAAAAGAGGUAUCACUAUUAAUGCUGCAACUGUUGAAUAUUCGACAAACACACGCCACUAUGGGCAUGUUGAUUGUCCAGGUCAUGCAGAUUACAUAAAAAAUAUGAUAACUGGUACAACUCAAAUGGAUGGUGCAAUUCUGGUUGUUGCGGCCACAGAUGGAACAAUGCCCCAAACUAGAGAGCAUCUUUUACUUUCCAAACAAAUUGGAAUAAAACGGUUGGUCGUAUUCAUCAACAAAGCAGAUGCUGCAGACAAAGAGAUGCAAGAAUUGGUUGAGAUGGAGAUCAGGGAACUUCUAACGGAGUUUGGCUAUGAUGGAGAUGGAACACCAGUUAUUAUUGGAUCAGCUCUUAAAGCUCUUGAUGGAUCAGACAAAGCCAUUGGAGAGGAGAAAGUUAAAGAACUUUUAAAUGCAGUUGAUGAAUAUAUCGAAACACCAGUUAGAGAUCUGGACAAACCAUUUUUCAUGCCAAUUGAUGGCUGUUUUAGUAUCCCAGGUAGAGGCACAGUUGUUUCUGGAAGAAUAGAACGAGGUGUAAUUAAAAAAGGAGACGAAUGUGAAAUAAUGGGCUUUGACAAAAAGUGGAAGGCUAAUGUUACUGGUAUUGAAAUGUUUAAGAAAAGUUUGGACCGAGGUGAGGCAGGUGAUCAGUUAGGUGCACUAAUUCGUGGUGUUAAGAGAGAAGAAAUGAAGCGAGGCCUUUGCAUGGGUAAACCAGGAAGUAUGUCUAUGAACAAUCGUUUUGAAGCCCAAAUAUAUUUACUUUCUAAGGAUGAAGGUGGAAAAAACAAACCAAUUACAUCAUUCUCUCAAGUUAUAACAUUCUGUAACACCUGGUCUCAGCCGGCACUACUAGAGAUUGUUGGUAAAGAUUUAUUAAUGCCUGGGGAAGAUGGCAAAAUCAUAUUUAACAUGUUCAAAAAAAUGGUUCUCGAGAAAAACCAGCGUUUCACCCUCAGAGAUGGCAGUGUUACUUUAGGUUACGGUGUCAUUAGUGAUGUGUUACCAGAUAGAGAUCCUGAAGAAUUGGACAACACACGCAGGGCACUCAAGAAGCAGAAGCAGGCUGCACAUGAGAAGGAGGAAUAAAUUUGUUCACUGUCUGUCUGUCUACCACAUGUUGACUGAAAGAGUUUGAGUAGUGACAUUUAGCCUUGUUUUAUGUGAGUUGGGAAUGAGUUUCUUGGUGCAUAAAUAGGUUGGCAUUCUUUUUUUUUUUUUCUAGAUUAACAAAGGGAUAAGUCCAUAGUGUUUUUAACUGUAGUAUUAAAUAACAAUCUCUGUAGUUUGACGUUCUUUACACAAGUUAAGUAUUCCUACUUAGCCAGAUUGUUGUUAUAGUAAAGGCUCAUGUAGUAAAGAUGCUUUAUAUUGGAGUCAUGAUCUAAGUAUGGGUAGGCAAAGUCUUAUCAUUGUCAUUCUUAAAAUUCUUCUUGCAUUGUUACAAAAGUUGAUUAUAAAAAAUAUGUGUAGAUUGAACAAAAUAUAUGAAGUCAAUUGUUCUAUUUUCUCUACACAUUUCAUCUAAUUUAUUGAACCACUUAUGAAAUGACAAUGAGUUUUGUAAUUUGUUAAAAUAUAAGGCAUAUUUUCAUGUGAUUUUUGCCAACCAGACUGAACUGUUGCUAACUAUUUUGUUUUGAAUGCACUUGACUGUAUGACAUCAUUCAUUUCUUUUAUAAAAUUUUUGUCAUUAAAAUUAUUGUACUUACCAG